AUGGACAUUGACACCAUCCUCAAGCACGUAGUCGUCGGCAAAGGCAGCGUUUUUGGCGCUUGUUCGGCCAAUGGCCUGAUGGGAUUUUUCGCCGGCAACGUCGCCUACAUCUCCGUGGCUGUCCUGCUUUGGGCAUGCCUUACCUUCCUCGACUUGAAGAAGAAGGAUAACAAGCAGUAUGAAUCCAAUAGCGCCGCGUUGUGCGAAAGCAUCGCCUCUGCCUUCCUCGCCUGCACCAUCAUCUCCGCCCUGGCCGACUUCAUUCUGGAAGUCGUGUCGUUUACUUGCGCGCUCGCCGCUCCGAUGAGCAUGAAGGUUGCGUCUUUUGUUGUCUGGACCAUCGGGAAGGUCGCCAUGACCGCCUGUAGCAUUUGGGAGUUUAGAAAGGCGUGCCGCGAGAGAGCCGCGCCUCCUGCAGAGGAUGGUGAUGUGGAGAUGGGUGCGCUUCAUGCUGAGGAUGAUACCACCCAAGGCGCCACCAACGACACCGACACCACCAACUCGAUUGCUCGGACCAGAGAUGGCUCGGUCAUCAACAUCACCAUCCAGGGGCGUCCCACGGACCCUGGCUCAUUCGUAUAG
Molecule: messenger RNA, 582 nt
Organism: Fulvia fulva
Lineage: Eukaryota; Fungi; Ascomycota; Dothideomycetes; Mycosphaerellales; Mycosphaerellaceae
Exons: 3
Coding region: 1-582 (193 amino acids)
Source: RefSeq, a predicted model, not a curated record